AUGGCCAAGAGGGGAGGGGGGCGGCGAGGGAGGGCCGACCAACCUGACGCCAUGGCAACGCUCCAGGCAGCCAAUGAGGAGCUCCGAGCCAAACUCACCGACAUUCAGAUAGAACUACAAAAUGAAAAAACCAAGGUGAGCCGUAUAGAGAGGGAGCGGACCCAGGAGCUGAAGGCGGAGCAUCACCGCGCGACGGUCGCCCUGACGGAGCUCCGUACUAAACUCCAUGACGACAAGGUCAAGGAAGUGGCCGUCACAAGGGAGACGUUGCUACGACAACACGAGAUGGAGCUGAUGAGGGUGAUCAAGAUCAAAGACGGGGAAAUCCAGAGGCUGAACGGCCUGGUGUUCACGCUGAGGGAUGACUCCACGGACAAGGUGAGGUGUGUGUUGCUUGCGGAGGCCCGGGAGGAGGCGCGCCGGGGCUGGGAGGCAGAGAGGAGCCGGCUCCAGCAGGAGGUCCUGGAGCUGAGGGGCUCCAAGAAGGGUCUGGAGGAGACCCUGGGCUCCUCCCAGCAGGCGUGUCUGACCAGGGCGGCCGAGCUCAGGUCCGCCCACCACCACCACCAGGAGGAGCUGACGCGCACCAAGAGGGACUGUGAGAGGGAGAUACGCAGACUGAUGGAUGAGAUCCGUCUGAAGGACAGGGCAGUGAGUGUGUUGGACAAGGCUCUGGGCCUCCAGGCCGGCCACGCCCACCGCCUCCAGCUACAGACCCAGGCGGCCGAGCAGCAGAUAGCCGUCCUGAGAGACGCCCAGCGGGGGGCGGGACCAAACCAGCCAGACCCCACCCCUAACACCACCCCUAACCACGCCCCCUUUCCUGCGCAGGAGGACAGGGAGACCCGGAGGUUUCAGUUAAAGAUCGCUGAGCUCAGCGCCAUCGUGAGGAAGCUUGAGGACCGCAACGCGCUGCUCUCUGAAGAGCGCAACGAACUGCUGAAGCGUCUCCGUGAGGCCGAGAGCCAGUUCCUUCCGCUCCUGGACAAAAACAAACGUCUGAGCCGGAAGAACGAAGAGCUGGCCCUCGCCGUACGUCGCCUCGACAACAAGCUACGCUUCGUGACCCAGGAGAACCUGGACAUUAGGCACCGAGGAGGCGGGAGGCGGCCCAGCUCUCUAAACGACCUGGAGGAGCUGAACCCCGAGGAGAAGGAGGUGCAGUUCCUCCACCUGCAGGUGCAGGAGCAGCAGCACGUCAUAGAGGACCUCUCCAAGGCUCUGGAGACUGCUGGCUAUGUGAAGACUGUCAUAGAGAGGGACAUGAUUAUCAAAUACCGACGUCAAGAAUCUCUGAGGAGAAAAAGAGGUUUCAGAGCCUGCAGGGUUAUAGAGACCUUCUAUGGUUACGAUGAGGACGUUGACUCCGAUGGAUCGUCGCUGUCGUUCCACACCGACCGGACUCCAGACACCGACCCUGAUGAUGACCAGGUGGUCCUACGCGAGGACGCAGAGGUCCGCUUCAGACAGCUGACCCAGGAGUACCAAGCCCUCCAGAGGGCCUACGCCCUCCUGCAGGAGACCAGUGGAGGCAGUCUGGACCCCGAGACCGAGAUGAAGACCAGGGAGCAGCUGUUAUCUGAAGUUAGUCGCUAUGAGAGAAGAGUUCAGGACCUGGAGACGUCUCUGAGACAACAAGGACUGGAUUUGAAGUGGGUGGAGGAGAAGCAGGCAUUGUAUCAAAGGAACCAGGAGCUUCUGGAAAAGUUGAAGCAGAUGGAAUCAGACGAAACGCGGCUAAGAAUUGACAUCCAGGACGCCAGGGAUCAAAACGAACUGCUGGAAUUCCGCAUUUUGGAACUAGAGGAGCGGGAACGGCGGUCGCCUGGCAUCAACUUCCAUCCACUACAUUUCCCAGAAGGCAUCAGUCCACUUCAGCUCUACUGCGAGGCGGAAGGCGUCACGGAAAUUGUGAUCAGUGAACUGAUGAAGAAGUUGGAUAUUCUUGGGGAUAACGCCAACCUCUCCAAUGAAGAGCAGGUUGUCGUUAUCCAUGCCAGAAAUGUUCUCACGCUGGCUGAGAAGUGGUUGGAGUCCAUUGAAGGGACCAAGUCCACUCUACAACAGAAGAUGUUUGAUAUCGAGAGUGAAAAGGAUCUCUUCAGUAAACAGAAGGGCUAUCUGGACGAGGAACUCGAUUACAGGAAGCAGUCUAUGGACCAGGCCCACAAGAGGAUCAUGGAGCUGGAGGCCAUGCUGUUUGAUGUCCUGCAGCAGGAGGGGGCCGCGGGUUACGGCGAGCUGCUGGCGGACGAGGACCGCGAGGGGCUGCAGAGGGCCAUGGAGCAGUGGAAGAGAGCCCUGAUGGUGGAGCUGCGCGAGAGGGACGUGCUGAUCCUGAGGGAAAGGAUGGACAUGCUGCACCACGCACAGCAGAGGAACAAGGAGUUGGAGGAAUGGAUAGAAGCACAGAAACGACAGAUCAAACAGCUAGAAGAGAAGUUUUUAUUUUUAUUUUUAUUCUUUUCUCUGGCCUUCAUCCUCUGGUCCUAAAGCGGCGGCCACCAGAGGGCAGUGUGUAUUUGAACCAGCGGCUACAGACUCUGGGGGAGGGGCCUAUCGCCCCGCUAGCCCUGACGAGAAGACCACCGGCCAAUCACAAACUGUCUCAGCGUGGCUGACACUUAUUCCCGUUCCAGCCACUUCCCAGCCAAUCGGAGCACAGACAGAAUCCCAAGCUGGUUCUGACACGUUGGCCUGCCGAGAAGUGGGCGGGGUUUGGCGGUAAAAACAUGGUUACCGUGCCAACUCUGCAUUGGAGCAGUUCAAAAGGACCCGACUUCAUAAGGACACCGGUUUAUUGAAAGCCUGGUUUAUAAAGACUAUAUUCCGUCUUCUGUACAAGAAGAGCCACAGAGAGAACCUUAUAAUAGUAUUAAAGACCUUUAUUUUGAGAAUGACUAUGCACACUUUAGAAGGAAGACAAGGAUUGUGUCCUCCCGGUUGGUUUCAAAUGGCAGCCCUCUCUCCACCUGCCAGAGGCUUUUGGUGGAGGUUAAAGUUCACGGGAGCAAAAUUUGAUGGAGGUAAUUCUGAGCUGAAGCAGAGCACCACGUCCUUCGUCGUCAGGGUCUUCACACAGCAUGCAGAAGAACCACAAGAUCGUCCCAAACCAGGGACAACCAGGGACCACCAGAGACCACCAGAGACACCACAGACCACUAGAGACCUUCUACCUGGGUAACAGCUAGUCCAGGGUCCUGAUAACUCACCUCUGGUCAGGAGGAACCUCUCCUCCUUUUCCAUCAGUGCAGGACAGGGACAUCUGGAACACGAGACCUGCCAACCCGUGCUGAGAUCCUUUGUUCAGAUCCAGUCUCAAGAACCUGUCUUCAAAUUCUGUGUUCAGAACCCGUGAUUCAAAGCGGAUUCGGAGCAGGGCAGGGAAGGACUCCUUAGAGUUCAUGCCAAUCCAGGAACUGUCUCGUGUCCACCCCAGACGUGAGCUUGCAUCGAGGCCAACGGACACAGACCGGCACUAUUGGAAAAGGAGGAGGAA
Gadus chalcogrammus (walleye pollock) is the source of this 3499-nucleotide messenger RNA. It is a transcript of the gene jakmip3, whose product is annotated as Janus kinase and microtubule interacting protein 3. Gene Ontology annotation, molecular function: kinase binding; microtubule binding. The transcript is spliced from 24 exons. The record is from RefSeq and is a predicted model, not a curated record. NCBI's taxonomy places the organism in Eukaryota, Metazoa, Chordata, Actinopteri, Gadiformes, Gadidae. The coding region runs from base 1 to 2493 and encodes 830 amino acids.